This is a messenger RNA of Podarcis lilfordi (Lilford's wall lizard), 10970 nucleotides long. The record is from the annotation of a GenBank genome assembly. Lineage: Eukaryota; Metazoa; Chordata; Lepidosauria; Squamata; Lacertidae.
GUUCCUUACCAACAUCCAUGGAGUAAAUGUCACAGGUGAAUAGCAGCUUGCUCUGCUUAUGUUAAUCUGACAAUGAAAGCAUGGCUCUGUAUUUUGGCAGCACAUCAAGUUCAUUGAAAACAAGGGGUUUAAUUCCUCCUUGGUUUGGGCAUGCUUCCCAAGCAUCAGUGGAUCUCAAACUUUUGUUUCUGGGUCACACCUUCAGAAUAAAAAUUUGCUCGCGCCACACCAAAUCUCUUAUGGAUAAGAAAUACACUGGAAAACAAAAGGCAACAACUCCUAGCAGUGCUUGAUUUGUAACACAGAACACGACUAUUUUAUAAUAUGAUCGUGCAUAGGAGCCAGCUCCUAGGGGCUGUGAGGGCUUUGGCCCCCACAAUAAAAUAUUUGAUGGGGCCGGGCCCCCACAAAGAUGAUGGGCAUUCCCAUUUAAAUGGUGUGUGUUCACUGUGUCAUGUGAUUCAUUAUGCAGGGUGGGGCUUACCUGGGUCCCCACAAUAUUUUGUUCAAGUUGGCACCCCUGUGAUCAUGGGACAUUGAGAAAGUAUAAAACAAUGUAACUACAUAAGAAUCUUCCCAAAAUGUAAUUAUUAACGAGCCUUUCAUAACGUGUACAAACUCAAUGAGUGGUGUGAGCUUCCUUUUGCCAGAUAAUCUCAUUUAUAUUAGGUCUAAUUUGAGACAAACAAUAAUAAUCUCAUCUCCUCAGCCCAAAGAAGCCUUUCUCUUUUCUUAAAAAUCUCAGUUCACAACAAUAUGUCAUGGAGAACUGUAGAAGAAUAGCCAAUGCUAUUUUCCAGCACUUUGUUCAAAUGGCGAUUCCGGAUCACAACUAAGAUUGUCCUUAGUAUCAGUUGAUGCUCUUACUCUCAUUUUGAAAAGAUAUCUAUCCAUAUUCUGCAAAUAAAUAAAUAUUUUGGUACUAUACUAUAGUAUUCUAUACUAUAUUGCACUGAAAUGUUUAAGUGUUUCAUUGAUUGUCCUUGAAUGUUCCCACCACACUUGCCAUCCUCUCCUGCCACACACUGUGGCUCGCCACACCCUUUGAGAACCACUGCUAUACAUCCUAAUGGCCGCUUGUCAUUAAAACUCAACUCUAGCUGAUGUACACUGUGAGAAAGGUCCUAGUUUUGCAGAAUUCCAGCCAGGGCCAGCUCUAGGAUGAGGCAGUGAGGCAGCUGCCUCAGGCAAGCAAUGUCGAGAGGCGGGGAGGGGACAGAGCUGUGAGUGCCAUGUGGCCCGGCCUGCCCUCAAUCACAGUGGAAGAUACUUUCCUUUCACCUAUAUUGGAGUAAGAUUCAACUGCAAAUCCAACUAACCUCUGUAUGUGCCUUUGGGGAGGGCACCAUAUUGCCCUUCAGCUCAGCAUACUUGUCCUGAUUUCAGCAAACUUAUAGGGUUUCCUUUGUACAUGGGCUGCUGGUCUUUAGUAUGAGGGCGACUGGGGAAUGACCCUUGUUCGCAUAAAGCUCACAAAGGAUGGGGAAGCUGUGGUUCUCCCGAUACUGCUGGACUACAACUCCCAUCAUCCAUGACCAUCCGCCAUGCUGUAGUCCAGCAUGUAGUCCAGCAACAUCUGGAGGGCCAGAGGGAUCACCAUUGCUGGCCUAGAGUGUUAUCUGACACACAAAACAGGCAGUUCCUGGGUCCUCAGAGUUCCAUGCCACUACACAUUGAAACCACUUGCUCUGUAGAUGUCCCCUUGUCCUCACACAUCUCUGAGGAACUGGCUUGUGUCUGUGGAGAGAGAUGUAUAGACUACAUUGAUAAAUUAUAGAUAUUUGCAUCAACCGCAGCCAUUGCAAUGUAUUUACAACACAUAAAAGCAACUGAAACACAUACAACUGUCAAAUUAAAUUAAAAAUUAUACGAAUUAAAACACAGAAAGCACCACAACUGUCUGUAUUUUAAUGGCAUCUGCAAUGAAAUACAUACAUAUAUAUAUAUAUAUAUAUAGGGCACAUUCUUUUCUACAAUCCCAUUACCUUUUAGAGAAAAGUGUCCUUAUUAAAUUGUUCAAAAAAGAAAAGAAAAAUCAGAACUGAACUCUGGAACAAAGUAUCUGAAACAGUAAAAUGUCCUUAAAGGCCAAUUAGAAAUUGCAAUACUGGGAGUUUUACUACAUGUAACUCCACUGUAAUUAUCAAUCAAUGGAUUCAGUUGAAAAAAACCCUCAAAUUCACAGCUGGGGAAAAAGAUACUAAUUAUUUCCUGUUAAUUAAGACUGUGCUGGGACUCAGGCUUACCAUCCUUCAAGUAAAGGAUUGACACAUCAAUGCUAAUAUAAUGCUCAAGGUCCUUUUCAAAGGCUUUAUUUCUAAUGUUAAUAAAUUGGUGUCACAUUAUUUUAAGUGUCUUAAGCAAUCAUGCCAUUAUCUGUCAUUUAAACACGGCAUGUCUGUAUAAACACAGAGGGUGAUAUAAUAACAUCGCCAGGGACAAAAAUUGGGAUGAUUCAAUUUGCUUCCGAAAACAUGAAAUUUGAAUCAUUUGUCUUUUGACAGGUUUGUUGGAAGACCACAUCAAAGGUAAAGACUGUUCAUAAAGUAUUAGUUUGUUCACUUGACUUCAAUAUAAUUUUUUUCAGUGAUGUCUAGUGAACAAUGUAGAGCUCUGAGUUGAUGUUUUAUUCAACAAUAACAUCUUUUUAGUGCCUUGUACGAGUUGUACUUUUAUUUAUGUCAAGGCCAUUUUAUAUGGCCAACAGCGGCUUAAUCUCACAAAUGGGUAAUUGGCAACAGGUUCUUUUGAUGGAUUGGGGUAAAUCUGGAUUAAACAGGCUGUCUCUUAAUGCCAACACCAUCAUGUGGAUGCUGCCCAAAACUGCAUGAGCAGCAGAAGAGAAGACUCCCUGGAAAAGACCCUGAUGUUGGGAAAGAUGGAGGGCACAAGGAGACGGGGAUGACAGAGGACGAGAUGGUUGGAUAGUGUUCUCAAAGCUACCAGAAUGAGUUUGACCAAACUGCGGGAGGCAGUGGAAGAUAGGAGUGCCUGGCGUGCUCUGGUCCAGGGGGUCACGAAAAGUUGGACAUGACUAAAUGACUAAACAACAACAACAACAAGCUGCAAUCCCACAGAAGGCAUUCUUCAAGAAGUACCUCCAAGUUGGCCAGCAGAAAAUGUGGCAUGGCCAUUCAGCUGUGGGAGAAAGGAAGGAAUUUUUUUUUUUUUUUAAGAUAUUUAUUAAAGGUUUAACAAUUACAGAAAAAGAGAAAAAAAUAGAACAGUAAAAAAUUACAAUACCUUACAUCAAAAGAAAAUAAAAACCAGAUUAGAAAGAAAGCAAUACAGCACAACAAUAAAAACAAAAAAAGCAAAAACAUUUAAAAACAAAAAACAUUCAAAAACACAUCCAAUAUUCCUUAUCUUUACCUUUCAUUUACCUGUUUCAUCGACCUCCUCACACCUCCCUUUUUGUAUUCUAGUUUAGUUAACUAUUUCAGCAGAUUCUUUCCAUCUUUCUCAGUUUUUGUUCUAUAAUUUAUCUUAACAGUCUAAUCUUUAAUUUUUCCAUUUUUACCCAUUAUCAAUCAACUUUUACUUAAAUCUUUAUUACAUUUCUGUUAAAACCAUAUAGUUUCAUUCCAACAUCCUUCUAACAUUCAUUAAUUUUGCAAUGUUUUUGUAAAUAUACUUUAAAUUUUUUCCAAUCUUCUUCCACCGACUCUUCUCCCUGGUCUCGGAUUCUGCCAGUCAUUUCCGCCAGUUCCAUGUAGUCCAUCAGCUUCAUCUGCCAUUCUUCCCUGGUAGGUAGAUCUUGUGUCUUCCAGUGCUUUGCAAUGAGUAUUCUUGCUGCUGUUGUGGCAUACAUAAAGAAAGUUCUAUCCUUCUUUGACACCAAUUGGCCAACCAUGCCCAGGAGAAAGGCCUCUGGUUUCUUCAGGAAGGUAUAUUUAAAUACCUUUUUAAUUUCAUUAUAGAUCAUCUCCCAGAAUGCCUUAAUCUUUGGGCAUGUCCACCAAAGGUGGAAAAAUGUACCUUCAGUUUCAUUACAUUUCCAACAUUUGUUAUUGGGCAAAUGAUAAAUUUUUGCAAGCUUGACUGGUGUUAUGUACCACCUAUAAAUCAUUUUCACUAAAUUCUCUUUUAAGGCAUUACAUGCCGUAAACUUCAUACCAGUGGUCCAUAACUGUUCCCAGUCAGCCAUCAUGAUAUUAUGUCCAACAUCUUGUGCCCAUUUAAUCAUAGCAGAUUUCACCAUUUCAUCUUGUGUAUUCCAUUUCAACAGCAAGUUAUACAUUCUUGACAAAUUCUUAACUUUAGGGUCUAACAAUUCUGUUUCCAGUUUUGAUUUUUCCACCUGGAAGCCUAAUUUUUUAUCCAAAUUAUAUGCCUCCAUUAUUUGAUAAUAGUGGAGCCAAUCUCGUACUCUAUUUUUUAGUUUUUCAAAACUCUGCAAUUUUAAUCUGUCUCCCUUUUGUUCCAAGAUUUCCCAAUACUUCGGCCAUUUGGCCUCCAUAUUAAGUUUUUUCUGUGCCUUUGCUUCCAUUGGUGACAACCAUCUUGGGGUUUUAUUUUCUAACAAAUCCUUAUAUCUUAUCCAAACAUUAAACAAUGCUUUUCUAACAAUAUGGUUUUUAAACGCUUUGUGUGCUUUAACCUUAUCAUACCACAGGUAUGCAUGCCAACCAAAUACAUUGUUGAAACCUUCCAAGUCCAGCACAUCCGUGUUUUCAAGAAGCAUCCAUUCUCUCAGCCAGCAAAAUGCGGCUGAUUCGUAAUAAAGUUUAAGGUCUGGCAGGGCAAAUCCACCUCUUUAUUUAGCAUCUGCUAAUAUCUUAAAUUUUAUUCAAGGUUUCUUGCCCUGGAAUUGUUCCUGGUCAACGAAACCUAGUAAGCAGUGCAAAAAUUAGGAAAAACAGUGCAAUACAAAAUGUUAUACUUUAUUGCUAUAUACAAUCAAGUCUUAGAAGCCAACAAGACUAAAAUGUUUACAAUAGAUUUGCGUGAUAAAAUAUCCUUAUAUAGAGACUUGAGAAUGAUAAAUUGAUUUACCAAUAUAUGCACAUUGAAUAAAUGUGUAUGGGCACAUGUUGAAAAUAGUCACCCAUUGCUCACAUGCUCAGUGUCCAUGGGAAGUGAGUCCUUAAUGUGUGAUGGCCUGCUAUGCCAUGUGGCUGGACAUGCACAGCCUAACAACACCAGAAAAAAGGGUAAAUUGUGUUCCCCUUUAUGGAGGCAGUGUUGGUUUGCAAGCCCCCUCCACAGAGGCUGGCCCCUCUCACUGUCCUCGGAGCUUGCAUAUCGGUAACCUCCUCUGGCUGACAUCCAGACAGACCAGAGAGAUUUUGAUAGGUGACAUUUCCCCAAGUGUGGGUAAAAUGCACAACCCCCUCCUUCCUGCUUCCGCAGGGGAAAGAAAAUAAGUCAGAAAUCUAUUUUCAUGAUGUUUAUUUCUGACAUUACAGCACUAGAGAAAAACACGUCCUUUCAGUUCAGUUCUUCUAGCACGUCAGACAAACUUCCUGAACAUGCGCAGUCGGAAGGUUUCAAGUUACGCUCUUCACAAAGACUUAUCCAGCCUGUGAACGUCCUGGGAAAUUCUUCUUUCCCACAGAUAGGCGCAUCAUGUGAUGUCAACAAUCUGGGUGUCUGCAGCGGUGAUGUUUCCAUAUACUGACAUCCUCCCCCAUAUGAAUCAUUGUUAGCUGCGGACAUGGCUUGAUCCAGAGAAGAAAACAAACAGUUGUUAUACAUGUAACAAUCCCCUGUUGUUUCAGUUCCACCCUUGGAACUACCCGCCACUGGUUUCACCAAUGUAACUCUCUGGUUGUCUGUUUUCCAAGGAACGAGUGCAUCUGCAUUACCUUGGUUAGGGAAUGUAGUGUUACGUUUAGCAACUCCCUGUUGUGUCUUUGUCUCUGACUUAGACAUACCCUUAACCUGGCUUGAGUUGUCAACAAUAGUAAUACAUGCAACAGCUGAACUAGCAAACUCUUGAGAAUACCUCUUGGGUGGUACGCCCUUUGUAACCCUCUCAGACCUGCGUAUGAGGUGCUGAUCCUCCUUGCUGACUGGUUCAGUCUCAGGACUUUUCGGAGAACCAGUUCCAAUAGUAAACAGUGGUUCAUCCUUAACCUGUGAAUGUCUAGCCAUUGUGUGUGAACCUCUCUCAAUAACUGUGUCAACAGAACUCUCUGAGCUUUCUGUGUCACUUUCAGUAUCACUAUAAUCAGAAUAAUCAAAUUCAUCAUCUGAAUCAUAAGCAGUGGGAAAUGUGUGAAAAAUUACUCUCUCCUGUCCAGGAGCACUUUCUAGAAAUUUUGUGAGAAUCACCUGUCCAGAUUCAGACAAAAUUACUCUGUAGAGACCCUUUUCAUAACCCACAAAAAGGCCUCUGGCAUUCUUCACCCCAUCUGGAGUUUCCGUCCUGAUUUGAGAUCCAAAAACCUUAAAAUGUGAGACAGAAGGUUUCCUGUGGAACAGCUUCUCAAAAGGAGAACUUUCCAUACCUUUCGAAACCUUUCUCACCCGAGUGUAACAAAAACAUGAUAAAGAUUCAGCCCAAUACUCAUGUGGCAAGUGUGAACUCAGCAAUUGUGCCUUCAUGCCAUUUUGCAAAUCUUUGUUCACUUUUACACAGUUUUGUUCCAUGCAGCCUCUGAAACAGCAACCUUGUGCUCUAUCCCUUGCUUCUCCAGGAAAUCCUGAAAAUCCUGUGAAAGAAAAGUUGACUUUUCAUCUGUGAAAAGAAAAUCAAUUUUAGCAUCAUGAACAUUCUUAACCUUAUCACAAAACUCCUUAAACCUUUCUAAGGUUUCUCUGGGACUCUGCAACAUGUAAAUCCAUACAUAUUGAGAAAAAUGAUCAACAAAUACAAGAUAGUAUUUUGCAUUGCCUCUAGAUGGUGCUAAAGGACCAAUUACAUCAGCAUACACUCGCUGAAAAACACUGUUAAUCUUUGUUGCCUUUCCUCUCGUGUCUUCUUUCGAGAUACCUGCAAGAGAAAGCAUUUUAGAUUCACAUGCUGUGCACAUUUUAUAGUCCGAUUCCGCAAAUGUCAACAGAUACAGUCCAUCUUUCUCUCUGGCAGAAAGAUACAGCUCUCCAUCUUUGUAGAUUUUGCAGAUUUCCUCAUCAUAGGAUAACACCAGUUUCUUCUUAGCGAUUUGAGAAACACUCAGCAAAUUCUAUUUUAAAUCAGGAACAAAAUAAACAUUGUUUAUAGUCAAGUUCAGACUUUCUAGAUACACAGUUCCGAUCCCGGUUGCUUCCAUUUCCUGACCAUUAGCCAGUUUCACAGUGAAGCGUUGCUUCUCAAACAUAGAAAACAGUUCCCGGCGUGAUGUCAUGUGUUGCGUCGCUCCUGUGUCUACAAUAAAUGAGUUCUCCAUGGAUGAUGUGGCCUUUAGUGACAUCAAAGCCAUAUCUGGUUUUGCCUGGGAUUGGGUACAACCUUUGUUUGAAGCCUCAGGCUUUACAGAGCUCCCUCUAGCUUCUUUCUCCUGACGUGGUGUCUCCUGACGAACAGCAUUCUGAGCUACAGCUUUCUCCUCUGUAGCAAUAGUAGUGGGGGUGCUUGAUUUCUGAGGUUCACUCCCCCCAUCAGCAACAGCCAUUGCAGCAAUGCUAGGAUCAUCAACAGCAACAGCAUCAGCAGCAACAGUCUCUCCACUUCCCUGUUGUGGCUCAAAGCUCCUCCCAGCUUUCGAUGAGCUCUCAAGAAUUUGGCUAGCUUCAUCUUGGCUCUCCCUCUUUGGUGCAACCACUUCUCGGUCCUUGCUUCCCACCCCAGCUUCACAAGCUUUGCGGAGUGACUCCCAAGCGACCCUUGGUUCUUGUGCACCCUUUAGGACUGGCUCAAGAUAAGCGUCCACAUUUUCCGCCAAAAUUCUCAGGACACGCUGCUUCAAUUCACUUUGAACUGCAGCCUUCUUCCCCUGUGCUUGUACAGCAACAGGCUGUGGGGUCUGGACUAAGUCCCACAAUUGCUCUCCCACCAGCAAGAAUUCCAUUUCAAAUGACCAUUCUAGCCAGUUUUGGCUAUUCAGUUUCUGAGAGAACAGAGCCAUCUUUAAUCCCAAGCUGCAGCUUCAGCUACAAACUGGAAAAUCCAAAAGUCUAUUGGGCUGUUUACAAGCUGCUUGCACUUGGCAGUCAGCCCAGCUGCCUGGAAUUUUCCCUUCCACAGAGUCUGUAAACAACAAGCCUUCGCUGCAAUCCAACAGCAAUCAGCAAGCUGCACUCUGCUUUGGAAAGUCCCUUUUCCAACAGUUUGUUUACAACAAGCGUCGCUGGAAAACACUCAGCCUUGCUUUCGUUUCUGAAGCUUCUUUUCUCUCUUUGCUCUAAGCUAACCAGUUCAUAAAUUUAGCUCAAAAAGUACUCACGACCUGUCGCUUAGCAACGGAACUUCUUAUCAGCUCUGGAAUGCGAAGUAUGCGGCCUCUCUCCGCUCUGUUUUAUCCAAAACAGGAGCUUUUUUUCUCAGUGAACCAAAGACUUUUCAAUUCGCGUUCACCAUCCAGCCAUAAAUCAGCAUCGCAGAGGUCUGUGGAUCGCUGCUUAUCAGCAAAAAAAGUCUCCCACCUGGUGCUCAGCCGUCUUGUUGUUGCAACCAUCCUCUGCUACCACUUGUUGGUUUGCAAGCCCCCUCCACAGAGGCUGGCCCCUCUCACUGUCCUUGGAGCUUGCAUACCGGUAACCUCCUCUGGCUGACAUCCAGACAGACCAGAGAGAUUUUGAUAGGCGACAUUUUCCCAAGUGUGGGUAAAAUGCACAACCCCCUCCUUCCUGCUUCCGCAGGGGAAAGAAAAUAAGUCAGAAAUCUAUUUUCAUGAUGUUUAUUUCUGACAUUACAGCACUAGAGAAAAACACGUCCUUUCAGUUCAGUUCUUCUAGCACGUCAGACAAACUUCCUGAACAUGCGCAGUCGGAAGGUUUCAAGUUACGCUCUUCACAAAGACUUAUCCAGCCUGUGAACGUCCUGGGAAAUUCUUCUUUCCCACAGAUAGGCGCAUCAUGUGAUGUCAACAAUCUGGGUGUCUGCAGCGGUGAUGUUUCCAUAUACUGACAGGCAGAAGGGCAGUUUGGCUGGGGGCUGGCUGGCAGGCCUAAGCAUUUCCUGUAGUGCUUACUUCCAUUGGACUGGCAGUGCUUGGAAAGCAUAGGAAAGGGAUCUAGAGUGUUCUGACAUAAGCUGCUUCCCAUGUUUCAUGACACUGUAAAUGGUCCCUUAUUUUAAGAGAAUGUCCAUCUGGAAACCCUAAAGGGAAAAAAGGUUAUCGCUCUGAAAGAGGCAGCAGGGCCUUUAGGCAUCAUUAGAGUGCGUGAAACUACAGUCUACCUGGGCCGCAUCUUUUACGAGCAGGAGCUGUCAUUUCACUGCCCACUGAAAACCUAUUUAUCUGCCAUGGAGAAUGAAAAUGAGUUCUUUUUCGUGUGCAAAUGCCGGUGGCAGAUUUGCCUGGCCUAACUUUCACAAUUUAACAAACUUUUGUCAUUUCCCCCACAGCCAAUUUAGCAUAUUCUAAUCUGUUCCUCCCUCCUCACACACAAGACACACACAAACACCAACUCCCACCACCAUUCCUGUUUACUAUCUCUUUCCAAAUAAACAUAAUAUUUUUUAGCAAUGACAGGUGAUUACCAGUCUCUCACUCAGCCCUGGUAAUUCAUUUGCGCCUUCCAGCAGUCAUGAGUCAUGGGUCUUUUACACUUGUCAAGGAAACCUAAUCCUUACCCUUCAUGGGCCAGAUAUCCUAAAGAUGGCUGAACAUGUAAUUGCCUUGAAGUGUAAAAUAUUUCCCACAUUAUUUAUUAUGCUAUUGCCAGCUAGUACUUCUAUAGUUAAGGUUGUGUCAGCAUUUUCAUUAUAAACCUAUAUUUCCAGCUGUAAAAAACCUGCUGGAAGGUAGAGCUGGUGCUUGAUCAAAAUUAGGGACUGCUUACUGGGAGGGAUAAGGGGUGCCGUGAGGCCAGGCCAGUUUAGAAAUGUGGAAGCUUUCUGGGUUGUGGUGGUUUCUCUAGACUUUUUUAUUCUUUGGGAUGCUCCUCCAGGUGUGUUCAAGAAAGGCACGAGAUUCCAGGCUUUAUGUGAAUGCUGUGAUCUAAGCACAAACAGUUGCAGUGCUGGCACAUGAAAUACCACACCACAGCUUUCCCAAGCAUUGUUCUUAUCUGAAUUUCUGUUCAUUGCACUGAAGCAGUAGUUCACCUAAGAUGAGGUAUAGGAAAGUUACCUGCCUUGGAUGCAGCCUAAACAACAGUGUGACAAAGGCCCUGGCUCUAAAUAAUGUGAAGAAGAGUUUGGAUUUGAUAUCCCGCUUUGACACUACCCGAAGGAGUCUCAAAGCGGCUAGCAUUCUCCUUUCCCUUCCUCCCCCACAACAAACACUCUGUGAGGUGAGUGAGGCUGAGAGACUUCAGAGAAGUGUGACUAGCCCAAGGUCACCCAGCAGCAGCAUGUGGAGGAGUGGGGAAGCGAACCCGGUUCACCAGAUUACGAGUCCACCGCUUGUAACCACGACACCACAUUGGCUCUCCAGUGAACUAGUGAAUGCUUUAUUUUCAGUACAGAGUGAUUGUGUUAUGCUUGCAAUCUGGGUACCCAAUGGCUUCUGAGCUGGAGAGGUUUAGUCAGAAAAGAAGUGGGAAAUGUGCAGAAAAGAGCAACCAUGAGAUCUAGUGAAAUCUUGCCAGAAGUUGCUGCUGCCGCCGCCACCAGAGCAGUGACGGGGGUCAGGCAGGAUAUCCUUGGGAUGCUGUCCCAUGGGAUUCUGUGACCUCAGGUGGCUGUUUCAGUCUGCCUGAUGGACGGGCUGGCCCUGGGCAUGAUAAAAGUUUACAGAAUUAUGUCUGAUGUUGAGAAAGUAGCUAGAUACCUUCAUCCAAUAUAGUGCACUAGCAGCAGACUCAGGAAAUGGCAAAAAAGAAGAGGAGGAGGAGGAGGAGGAGGAAGAAGAAGAAGAAGAAGGAGGAGGAGGAGGAGGAGGAGGAGGAGGAGGAGGAGGAGGAGGAGGAGGAAAAAG